Molecule: messenger RNA, 900 nt
Organism: Plasmodium yoelii
Lineage: Eukaryota; Apicomplexa; Aconoidasida; Haemosporida; Plasmodiidae
Product: fam-a protein
Exons: 6
Coding region: 1-900 (299 amino acids)
Source: RefSeq, a predicted model, not a curated record
AUGAGUAAAGGCUAUAUUAAAAUAGUUGUUUCUCUUUUAAUCUCAUCCAUAUAUAUGAGCAAUAAAGCCUUUGCAACUGAGGCUAAUUCAGGUAUUGAAGCUUUACGAAGAUUUGCUCGACCAUCUAACAUAUCUACUGUUCCCAAUGAUAAUUCAGAAGAGAAAAGUGAGAAAGCCCCUUUCAACUUAUCUAUGAAUACUGAAGAAACUAAAACAGUAGACAAAAUUAUGGAUGAUGCUGAAAUGUUAUUACAAUACCAUGCUACAAGUACGAAUGGUUACAAAUUAUAUCAUAAACAUGGUGAUGAUUCAAUUGAAUAUUUUAAGAAAGAUGGAAAUACAGUCAUUUACAAAUUGAAUCAUAAAAUAAAUCGUCCAGAUAAGUAUAAUGAUAUAAUAGAAAUGCUAUGGAAUCCAAAUGUCAAAUAUUCUGAUGAUAAUAUGCUUAAAGAAAAAAUUGUAUGUCAUUACUCUCCAAAUAUAAUGAUGGUCCAACAACGUUUCAUAUACGAUUCUCUAUCGUUCCAUGGAUAUUACUAUGCUUUCGCCAAAAAAGUUCAAGUAUCAGAUGACAUAACUAUAAUUGUUUAUACAUCAUCUAAUACAGAUGACUACAACAGUGUCGAUAAAACUGAAUAUGUAAAUCCUAUUGUAGACAGUGCGCACUUAGUCAAACCAAAAAUUUAUUCAGAAAAGGAUAUUAGAGAUGGAGAAUUGACAAAAAUGUUUGUUAAUUUAUCUGGAUAUAUAAUUCAAAAAAAAAAGGAUUGCGUUGACAUUACAUAUCUUGACUCUAUUGAUAUUAAUGCCCCUAUGUUUGAAAAUAUAUUAAUUAGAAUAGUUCAUUCAGCACACAUACUAAAUAUUCUGAAUAUAUCCACCAUAAUUUCCAUGAAAUAA